AUGUUUCAUGUUCGCCUGCGGCUUAGCUCCCAAUCAAACCCCACCAAGUUUGACCACUUGUUCCCCUGCUUUCUGCACCCCGCGCUUUGUCUUCAGCGUCUUUUGCCCAACACGGCUGGACGCCUCAACGAGGAAGGGCGCUGGGCCAAGCCGGCUGGUUUGGAUAUUGACGAUUGCAUUUGGAAUAACCUCAGCGUGAAACGUGGAGGACAGAGUGGCUUACAGGUGAAGACCAAAAUUGCCAAGGAGUUCCAAAAGUUUUUGGAUUCGGGCCAGGUCAGUCGCGACUCCCUUGCAGAGGCGCUAAAAGCGUACGGCAAGCGCAGCGUUGAGUUGCUACACGAUCCGUCGUUGCUCGAACCAUUCUCGGUGCAGGACAUUGCUUCCAGCGCAGAGCCUUCUGCUGACGUUGAACUCGAAUCAGAGGCAGAGCCUGAGCAGGCGAGUUCCUCAGGUGUCGUUCCCGACUCUUUGGAGACAAUUUCCGUUGCAUCCCGGGAGAGAUCGCCCAGGCAAACUGCAGUUAAGUCGAAAGCCAGGCCAUUGCAGCGUGUAAUCGUGAACGCGCCGUACUCUGUAUUGUUGCCGGAUACGACCCGAUUUUGGUUGUGGCAAGGGGACAGCUUACAGGAAGCGCGUAUUCUGCGGAGGUCAGGUGAUCGCACAGUUGCCCAGGUCUUCUUGGAUUGGCACCAGGUUCUCAACAGGUGCAGGGGCCCAUCAGGGCGUUGGCUAAGAUCCACUCCGAACGGCGGCCUUUGCGCUCCCACAUUGGAUUUUCUCAGAGAUAUCAAGGCAGCAGGUGCUGAGAUCUUUGUUUUAUCCUACGUGGUGGACCAGCAAAAGUUGCAGGACGCUUUGCGUACCUUGGAAUCGACUCCGGGCGCAUCCAGUCUUUUUGCAGCGUUUAUUGCCACCACAAGCAAGACCGGAUCACUGGGCAAGAAGGGAGUGUUGGAAGCCUUUAGAGGGCACAGACUCCUCCUGGACGAUAACGCCGAAAUCGUAGAGGAGGUGGUUACAUCCAACAUCGCUGCUGCCCACAUUGCUCUGCCGAAGCGUGAUUGGGUACAGGAGGUCUUGAACGUUCACUGGGAGGAGUUCUUAGAGGACUUUGGCCCAUACGUGCGAGGGUGGAUUGCGGAAAUAGCAGAGUAUGACAGAGUUUGA
Molecule: messenger RNA, 1170 nt
Organism: Symbiodinium natans
Lineage: Eukaryota; Dinophyceae; Suessiales; Symbiodiniaceae
Source: the annotation of a GenBank genome assembly